Metarhizium brunneum ARSEF 3297 is the source of this 906-nucleotide messenger RNA. RefSeq lists its product as uncharacterized. Lineage: Eukaryota; Fungi; Ascomycota; Sordariomycetes; Hypocreales; Clavicipitaceae. The record is from RefSeq and is a predicted model, not a curated record.
AUGGAAAAACAACAAAAGUGCUUCGCCACGGGCCACGGCAUCAUAUGCGCGGCGCUCCCCCGAUCCGGCACGGGAUCCCUCGCGGCGGCCCUCACGGCGCUCGGCCUCGGCCCCGUGCACCACGCGCUCUACAUCACGGACCGCCGAGAGUACUACGCCUGGGGCCAGGCCGCGUGGAGCAACAUGCCCUACUUCCGGACGGCGAGCCUGCGCGCGGCCAGGACGCUGCCGUUCUACAUCAGCGCCGUGGACGCCCUGCUCCCGUGGACGCGAGGGGACUGGGACAGGCUGAUUGGGGGCCAGAGGACCGUCACCGACGUGGCGAGCCUCUUCACCGAGCAGCUGAUCCGUGCGUACCCCGAGGCAAAGGUCAUCUUGGUCGAGCGGCCUGUCGAUGCGUGGAAGGCCAGUUUCGGGGAGGUUGUCCUGGACAAUUUCUGCUGCGGUGCUCGGGGAUUCUUGCUGGGCAGGCUGGGGCCCUGGGCCGGCCUGCCGGAGUUGUGCAUUCUGCGGGAUAUCGUCAUGGGCUGGUUGGGCGCCGAGACGGGGAGGGAGGCGUGGGCAAAGAUGGAUGCUGCGCACGCCGAGUACUACGCCAUGGUGAGGAGGGAGGUUCCGCGGGGGCAGGUGCUCGAGUUCAAGCCCGAGGACGGUUGGGGCCCGCUGUGCGAGUUUCUGGGUGUUCCUGUGCCUGAUGGUCCGUUUCCGAGGACGAACGACAGGGCUGAGAUGCUGGGCCUGCUGGAUCAGGCGUGGAGGAAGGUUGUGGUGACGGCGGCUGCGCGCUUGCGGCGGGGUGUGCUCUACUUGGGAUUGGUUGUUUUGGCUCUCGUCUUCUUCUGGCAAUGGGCUUGGGGGGGUGCUUGCGUCGGUGGUUGGGCUGGGUGUUGGAGAGAAGAGCUUUGA